This is a messenger RNA of Aureobasidium pullulans EXF-150, 2329 nucleotides long. Its product is annotated as Phospholipid:diacylglycerol acyltransferase. Gene Ontology annotation, cellular component: perinuclear endoplasmic reticulum; cytoplasm. The transcript has 3 exons. Lineage: Eukaryota; Fungi; Ascomycota; Dothideomycetes; Dothideales; Saccotheciaceae. The record is from RefSeq and is a predicted model, not a curated record. Gene Ontology annotation, biological process: triglyceride biosynthetic process; lipid storage. The coding region runs from base 88 to 1998 and encodes 636 amino acids. Gene Ontology annotation, molecular function: phospholipid:diacylglycerol acyltransferase activity.
ACAAGUUCAAAGAAGCAUCGCAUUAUUCUUGCUGAUCCCUGCAGCAGCUCCUUCCCUACCAAGGCGACUAGAGUGCCCUGAGCCGUCAUGUCAGGCCUACGGAGACGCAUCUUCGGCUCGUCGACUGCAGAGUCACCUUCUCUAACACCUGAGCAUUCGCGAGAGUCGACGCCCACAUCCGAAGAGGUCCGCAUCGUGUCGGCGAAGAAACUUGACAAACUCACCGCGUCGCACAAGAAGAAGGGCUUUGGAACAAAGAGGAGGAAUGCCUGGGUCUUCGGUCUGGGAGGCCUCUUUGGCAUCCUCAUUGCAGGCUUCUUUGCAUCCAGCAAUGAGGUGUUUGAUAUGCAGGCUUUGAAGGAUAUGAACCUCGACUCUAUCCUCGAUGUCCUUCCUGCCGGCUUGAUCAAGGAUGCGCAAGCUCUUCAGAAAAACGAGCGAGAUGCUGUCGCCUAUGAUUCCUUCUCCGUUGGCCUGCAUGCCCAAUCGCAAGGUAUCACAGCCAAACAUCCCGUCAUCAUGAUCCCUGGUGUUAUUUCUACUGGUCUCGAGAGUUGGGGUACCGAUGAGCCGUCGCGACAGUACUUCAGAAAGAGAUUAUGGGGCAGUUGGAGCAUGAUGCGUGCUCUGGUUCUGGACAAGGCCGGCUGGAAGAGGCAUAUCAUGUUGGACAAGAAGACUGGAAUGGAUCCUCCUGGCAUCAAGUUGAGAGCUGCCCAGGGCUUCGACGCGACCGACUUCUUCAUCACCGGAUACUGGAUCUGGAACAAGAUCUUGGAGAACCUUGCCACUAUUGGUUACGACCCUACAAACGCUUUCACCGCCGCAUACGACUGGAGAAUGAGCUAUAUGAACUACGAGAUCCGCGAUCAAUAUUUUACACGCCUGAAGCAUCACAUCGAAACGGCUGUUCAGAUUUCCGAUAAGAAGGUCGUCUUGCUGAGUCACAGCAUGGGCUCUCAGGUUCUCUAUUACUUUUUCCAUUGGGUUGAAGCUGAAGGUUAUGGCAAUGGUGGUGAAACAUGGGUGGACGACCAUAUCGACUCCUGGAUCAACAUCUCUGGAUGUAUGCUCGGAACGCCAAAGGGCUUGCCUGCAGUGCUGUCCGGCGAGAUGAAGGACACCGCUCAACUCAACGCCUUUGCCGUCUAUGGUCUAGACAAGUUCUUGAGCCGCAACGAGAGAGCCGAGAUGUUCCGCGCCAUGCCCGGUAUCUCCAGUAUGCUUCCCAUUGGUGGUGAUUCUGUUUGGGGAGACGAAAACGGCGCUCCGGACGAUCGUCCUGAUCAAAACGUCACAUAUGGCAAGUUCUUGAGCUUCCGUCAUCUCAACUCCACCCAACUGCCCAAGAAGAACUUGACUGUUGAGGAGUCUCGUGCAUACCUGUUCAACAACACAGAAGAUUGGUACUCUGAAGCUGUUUUGAGCUCCUACUCCUUUGGUGUUGCUCAUAAACGCGAAGAAGUCGAGGAGAACCAAAAGAUCCCCCGCAAGUGGUCCAAUCCUCUGGAAACACGUCUCCCCAAGGCACCCAACAUGAAGAUUUACUGUUUCUACGGUAUUGGCAAGGAGACCGAGCGCGCAUACUACUACCGUGAAGACAAUGAGCCUGGAAGCAAGAAUGAUGUUAUGCUUGAUACUGCAGCAUCAUUCCUCAACCCUGAUGUUGAUCAUGUCGCCGACCAUGGUGUUGUCAUGGGUGAAGGGGAUGGCACUGUGAAUCUCCUCAGUACCGGUUACAUGUGCAACAAGGGCUGGAGAAUGAGAAGAUACAAUCCUUCGGGCAUCAAGAUUACAACUUAUGAGAUGCCUCACGAGCCCGAUCGUUUCUCACCUCGUGGUGGCCCCAACACUGGUGACCACGUUGACAUCCUCGGUCGCGCCUCCCUCAACGACCUCAUCCUCAGAAUUGCCGGCGGAAAAGGCGAUGAGAUUGAAGAAACAAUUCACAGCAACAUCACCCAAUACGCCGAGAAAGUCAAGAUCUGGGACGACUGAAUGUUUUUGACAUUGCAUAACCUAAUCAUCUCUUUUGGACUUCGCUAUGGCUGUAAUGUAUAUAGAAGGGUGUGUCUUGGAAUAGAAAGGGGGGACAGGCGGCAUGGCAUGUAUUUAUGAAUUUCUCACCUACGCUCUUGCAUGUUUUUGCUCUGAUCCUACGCUCUUGCACUCUUUUGUGAUCAUCCUUAUGCCUUCCUUUCUGGGGUGGUUCUUGGCUCCUGCUAUAAUUUUUUGGGUCUUACCGUGUUGACAUGGUGUGAAUUCGUGAUAGUGGAUGAUGGCAGGAGCGAUGGAUCAAGGAGGCAGGAUUCUUUUUUGAUCAAACGCA